Molecule: messenger RNA, 4551 nt
Organism: Aplysia californica (California sea hare)
Lineage: Eukaryota; Metazoa; Mollusca; Gastropoda; Aplysiida; Aplysiidae
Product: sorting nexin-5
Molecular function (GO): phosphatidylinositol binding
Source: RefSeq, a predicted model, not a curated record
GAAAAUCUUUAACUUAGAAGUGUUAAAGUAUGUGAUUAUCUACAAUCAGUCAAUAUUAUAAAAUUGUUUUUUAAAAUACAGAUUCCGUGAUUCUGAGAAAUAAUUACAAAGAAUCUAAAUUUAGUCAUUUUGGUCUAUGCCAGUUUUUACCAACCCGAUCCAGGUUUUAAAAUUUACAAUUUUCCAAAUCCAACCCGAAUAACCUUUGACCCAUUUCACCUUUCUAUUUUCAAUGCAUGUGAUCAUCGCAAAAAUAACUCUACUACGCCCCUUCCGGAUUGAAUGUUGUUGAAGAACAAUAUCUAGAAAAUCUACUAUCACUUCUCUGCUAGCCGUUCGAACUUCGAAGAAAUUUUUCUGAAGGAUCACUUUGCUCUUGGUUUGGAUCUAGAUCUAAGGCCAACAGUAUGGAGGAUGAUGAUACAACUGGGCCUGCUGGACAAGUGAACAACUUUGACAACCAAGAAGCGAACAUGCCUCCCCUUCCUCUAUACAAAGCGACUGUUACCGAAGCAAUAAAGCGCGGAGAGAACAUUAUGUUCACCAUAAAUGCCUCGAAGGCGGCUGAGGAAUCAGGAUGUGUGGUUUUGCGGCAGCAUGAAGAUAUUGAGUGGCUUCAUCAUAAUUUGGUGACCGGAAAUGCUACAGAGGGCGUAAUCAUCCCACCAUUGCCAGUCAAGCCCCUCUCUGAUCCCAAGAGUGCUGAAUCGAUGUCUCGCAAGCACCUCGGAGAUAACACAAAAGUGAUGAGAGGGGACCAGUUUGAAGGAGACUGCAAGGCUGUGCAGAAGAUGUUGAUGACUAUUUUCAAGAUCAGCGCAAUUUUGCAAAUGAAUUUUCAAAAGCUGUGAAGGACGCUUCUCUUAACUACAACAAAUUGAUUGUUGCACAGUGGCGUUUGUCCAGCUCUUAUCGCAACCUGGCCACAGAUUUCACUACUUGUACAGCUGAGAUGAGAGACGAGCCUUUAAUCAAAGUCAACAAACUCAUGAAGCUCGUCAGUGAAGGUUGUGAAGACGAGGCAGGUAGCCUGGAGCUACGCAGUGGUCAAUCUGAGCUCACUUUGGGUUUCUUCCUUGAACUCUAUGCCAGAUACAGCGAUGCUCUAAAGGACAUGCAUUUCCGCCGCACAAGUGCCUUAGUGGAUUAUGAGUCCUGUGAGAAAGCUUUAGAGAAAGCCAAGCCAGCAAAGAAAGCAGCGGCUGAGGAGGCUUAUAACACAGCAAAGAAGAUUUUUGAAACAAGUUCAGAGCAAGCCAAGAAGGAGAUUAAGAGUUUCACCCAGCAGAGGCUACUCAGCAGUGCCGAAGCCCUGACAGCAUAUGCGGAGCUGCAGAUGAAGAUCUCCCAGGAUUUCUACUCUCAGUUGUUCCACACGAGGAAGCACGUGCUGGAGCUGCGAUUAUGAUCUACGCUCGGGAGAGAGUAAAGUAAAUGACCUGCAAGAGUAACUGCCUGCCAGUUUGUGGCGACAAUGAGAGAUUUGAGGGAUGUUGGAGAAACGCAGAUGAAUGUGGUGUCUUAUUACAUUAUAAAUUUAUGUGAAGAAAAUUUCUACAAGCAAUGUUUAUUGGAGAAUAUAGAGUUUUACAACACCUUUUGAAUAGUUUAAUUUGAUGUGAUGUCUUGUUAUGACGAGGUGGAGAAAAAUCUAUUGUAUACAAUGUCAAUUGGAGAUACUGCACUGAUUGUAUUUUGAUUUUUACAAUUUCAGUUGAAGAAAGUUUACUUAAUGUUUUAUGUUGUUGUCGAGGCUGUUGGAUAAAAUGAACAGUAUCUUAUGCCCUACUACAAAGUAAGUUUUUUAACAAAUCUGAUGAGUAAAUAGUUUUGUUGCAAAGCACAGGGGAGAAAAUUUGUUACAUGUGAUUUCUCAUUGUUGAGCGAAUAGGAAGAAAUCUGUUGUCAUGUGCUGUUUACGAGUUAACUCUUUAACCAUGCAAAUUAAAAUCACGUUAUCGUGUAAUUUUUUCGUGUUUUGUGGAAAUGCAACUCGACAUAUGUUUUUAAAAAAUGCUUGUUUUGUGUCAAACUGAUCAACAAAGCAUCACCCAGAUGUAGAAUUUAUUUGUCUUUGACUUCCGGGUCAAACUGAAGGCUUGUUAGCUUGUAUUUAUUUAUAUGCAAUCCAUACCAUAAUGCAAAUAAUAUCUUCGCAUCGGAUGGUGGUAUCGUCCAGCCAUGGUUAUGGACCUCAACUAACGGACGCUGCCACCGUCCAGACAUGGUUAAAGAGUUAAACAUCUUCUUGCCUUAGUGUGGAAUAGUACAUUCUAUUUGUAUAACUCUGAGACUUUAACCUGGAACAUUUGUCUUGGAAAAAACCCAACACUUUGCAUGUCAAUGACUGCAAAAGACUGGGGGGAAACUUGUGUUCACAAGGCCAGCAUGCUUCUUGCCUUACUAUGAAAAGUUUGUUCUGUUUUUUAAUGACUGCAAUUUGAUGCAUCUCUCUAUAUGAAAGAAGUCUGAGGAAAUGGUUGCUAAGGUACAAGGAAAUUGUUUUGAUGACAAGGCCAUCAAGACUGAAGAGAAGUUGAGGGAACUGAGAGCAUCUCUUAAAACCUCAGCUUUUUUUUUCGGGGGGAAGGGGGGAGGUACAGACAGUAUACUCUUGCUCAUUCGAAAUAUGCACAGUACUUGUUACUUUCAUCGCAUCGUUUUGUGGAAUUUUCAUUAUUAUGCCGAUUAAGAAAAUUUGCUUGUGGGCACUUUUUGACGCCCUUUGCAGGCUGUAACACCUUUCUUUCAUGCUGGUUUUGAGUGCUGGUUCAUCUUUUGUUGCCAUAAAUUUUUGAAAUUAUAAUUUGCUUUUGUCCAUCUGUGUCUCCCCCCCCCGGAACUAUAAUAAUACCUGAUUUUUCCUCCCGAUAUCUAUACUGAACUUGAAUUUGAUUAAAUAAUACAAACAUAUAAUUUUGCUUUCCAGGAACGUGUUUCUUCAUUGUAGAAAAAUGAAAUGUAGACCCAACUUUUGUCAUUUGUUUCUACAGCACUUGUUCCAUAAACUCAGAAAUGUCGCUCUCACGUGAGUUCUUUCACUAAAGUGUCCUCAUCAUGACCCUGACAUCACAUACACACGAAGCACAAAUCCAUAACCUCAUUGUGUGUGGAAGUGAUAAUUGUUUUUUUUACAUGUUCAUUGGAGAUAACAUACUGUACCAGUUUCGAUAAACUUUCUUUUCUCUUCAUACAGUUCAGCCUCUUCGAGUGAGAGAAUAGAGUGAUUUGUCUCCCUUUGGAGUACACAUUUGCUUGUGUUUACAAGUAUUGGUCAUCUUGAGUGACUUCAAGGUUACAGAUUGGCAUGAGAAAGAGUAGUUUUCCUGUCAAAUGUGUUUGAAGACCAAAAUAUUGUAUAACUUGUUGGUACAUUUCAUCAAGUACUGGUGAAGUAUGUGGUGCAUAAAAAGUAGCUGAAGCAAUCAAAGGAGAAUAAUAUCAUAAGGGAUGUUUCCCAGUUUUGCCUUUGUCCUGCCUCUAGCGAGUUUUCAGUUUAUGUAUCGGUAAUAACCAUGUGAAGUGGUUGUGUUUGGGUUGUUGGAGGGUGCCAUUACCAGGUUCCAUUUCCUCUCUACCCUACCGCUGUUUGUCAGUCUUGCUUUUGUGCCCAGUGCAAAAGGACCAUUGUCAUGUCAAUGUGGUACCGUUUGACUGGGAUGUUAUCCUGUAUGGAAAUCUGGUCUUGGAAUAUAUUGUAAAAUUAUGUUACAAGCUACUUUUCUAUUGUCCUGAAUAUACUUGUGGUGCUUCUAGGUGUAUCAAGGAAUACAACAAUUUAUCUUUGCAAUAUCAUUUCUAUGCAAGUGAUGAACUUAGGUAACAACCACUAUAGGUGCUACCUCAGUAGUUUGAGGCGGGAUGAGGUAAUAAAUAGACCCUCAGCACAGCGGUAGUAGUUGUGAUCUCUCUAGAGGUGGUGUACACACCUAAACGUUUGUUAUCCAACAUACAUGGAUUUGUUUAAUAUUUACUUCUGACUUUUCCUAUUACUUCUUUUCUACUGUGCUAAGUGCCCUAUUUAUGUCUAGCUGGGCCUUGAAACUAUGAUGCAAUCAAAGUCAAUAUCAACAGUGGUGUUCUUGUUGAUUAAGCAGUGCAGGAACAGUCAACACUUCGUUGAAGAUGUGCCAUGCUUUUGUUGACCUGCAAGAUAAUGGUAGACUUUCUUUUCUUGUUGAUGAAAAAAUUUUCUUUACAGUGUCUAAUUGAAGUCUGUGAUUGCAAAUAAUUGUGAUUUCUCUCUGGAUGCCCACCGUAAUUGUAUUUUGAACUGUCUUUCUUUUUGUUUCUUUGAUGUGUAAUUUCUGCAUUCAUGUAAAAGUAGAGAAAUCCAUCUAUCAUUGUUAUCUUUCUUUCUUGUUUUCUUCGUCUGUUAUUCUCUAGUUACACCUCUAAUCUUGGGCACUUAUAUGACCUACUUGUUGUGUAAGUGCUGUAAAACUCUUACCAAAACUAACGAGAAAUCCACUAUUUUGAGACUUGAUAUAUGAAGGAGAAUUUCUUUCUUGAAACUGAUCUUUCUCGAUUUUUUUGAUACUCAAUAUUUUC